AUGGAAGGGAAUUUAUCUCAAGGAGGUAUAAUUCAAGGUGGUGGUAGUGGUUCUUUUGGUUUGCCGGGAUCGAUGCGAGUUCAUCGUCAUGCACAGAUGAACCAACAUCAAGCUCAUCCUUGUCAAGGGUCUGCGGGGCAUUCGUCGAUUCGUGAAGGUUUUCCUCUUACAAUGGGGACAUUGCAGAACUGUGAUCAGAAGAUGGCGAUGAAUGAGUUUGGUCAGGGAGAUAGGAGCAAAAACUCGGCAAGCGAGGAAGAUGAGAUUGAGGAAGGUGGUGAGGGUCAUCAUCAAGAGGGGUCGAGAGGGAAAAAGGGGUCGCCUUGGCAGCGUGUGAAGUGGACAGAUAAGAUGGUGAGGCUUUUGAUAACGGCGGUGUCUUAUAUUGGCGAGGACGGGACUUCAGAAGGCGGUGGUGGAGGAAGGAGGAAAUUUGCGGUUUUGCAGAAAAAGGGUAAGUGGAAAUCUAUUUCUAAGGUUAUGGCUGAAAGAGGUUUUCGUGUUUCGCCUCAGCAAUGUGAGGAUAAGUUUAAUGAUCUUAAUAAAAGGUACAAAAGGCUUAACGAUAUGCUUGGAAGAGGAACUUCUUGUCAAGUUGUUGAAAAUCCUGCUUUGUUGGAUAUUAUCGAUUAUCUUAACGAGAAAGAAAAGGACGACGUUAGAAAAAUAUUAAACUCGAAACAACUCUUCUAUGAAGAGAUGUGUUCUUACCAUAAUUCCAAUAGAUUGCAUUUGCCGCAUGAUCUCGCAUUGCAACGGUCCCUUCAAAUAGCUCUCAGAAAUCGAGAUGAUCAUGAUAAUGAUGAUGUGAGAAGGUCCUAUCAUGACGACCACGAUGAGGAUAGUCACGAUAUGGAAACAGAUGAUCAUGACGAGUUUGAAGACAAUUACGCUUCACAUAGUGAUAGUCGAGGAAUCUUUGGGGGAUUGGGAGGAUCUACAAAAAGACUAAGACAAGGCCAAGGUCAAGAAGACGCUACUACUUUCGGGAACACUUUAAAUUGUCAGGAGUAUAACAAAAGUCUGUAUCCUCAUGGACAGAUCGUGCAACCUGACGGACACCAGGCUUUACCCGAAAACAUGAGAGCAGCUUUGUUACAGAAGCAAUGGAUUGAGUCUCGUUCGGUUCAGUUGGAAGAACAGAAGCUACAAAUUCAGGCCGAGAUGAUGGAAUUAGAGAAAGAAAGAUUCAAGUGGCAGAAGUUUAGCAAGAAAAAAGAUCGAGAAUUGGAGAUGUUCAAGCUGGAGAAUGAAAGAAUGAAGAUAGAGAAUGAACGUAUGGCUUUAGAGCUAAAACGGAAGGAGAUCGUCGGCACCAGCUUUAACUAG
This is a messenger RNA of Lathyrus sativus (Indian pea), 1329 nucleotides long. NCBI's taxonomy places the organism in Eukaryota, Viridiplantae, Streptophyta, Magnoliopsida, Fabales, Fabaceae. The record is from the annotation of a GenBank genome assembly.